Molecule: messenger RNA, 2564 nt
Organism: Anneissia japonica
Lineage: Eukaryota; Metazoa; Echinodermata; Crinoidea; Comatulida; Comatulidae
Product: T-complex protein 1 subunit epsilon-like
Exons: 10
Coding region: 207-1832 (541 amino acids)
Biological process (GO): protein folding
Cellular component (GO): chaperonin-containing T-complex
Molecular function (GO): ATP hydrolysis activity; ATP-dependent protein folding chaperone; ATP binding
Source: RefSeq, a predicted model, not a curated record
CACAUACUGUACGCACAUUUUUUGCAACACAGUGUGUGUGGUAUGGCUUCGUGUUGGGGACGUUUCUAGAAGGAAUUGUACGGCGAUUUGGGUUUGGUGUUGGUUGAUACGGAACGUAGCCUGAACGAACCCACUUGAACAAAUCCUUUGAAAUCUUAUAACAUCUUAUCUUCGUUGCUCAAUAAUUUAACACAUAUAUAAAGAAAAUGAGUGGAUCUAUGGGUUCGCUAGCGUUUGAUGAAUAUGGAAGGCCGUUUAUUAUCAUCAAAGAUCAAGAAUCUAAGACACGAUUAUGUGGAAUAGAGGCACACAAGUCUCAUAUAAUGGCAGCUAAAGCUGUAGCAAACACACUCAAAACAUCACUUGGACCAAAAGGUUUAGAUAAGUUAAUAGUGAGCCCUGAUGGUGAUGUAACGGUAACAAAUGAUGGCGCCACAAUUCUUGCACAGAUGGAUGUUGAACAUCAAAUAGCGAAAUUGAUGGUAGAACUGUCCAAGUCACAGGACGAUGAGAUCGGUGAUGGCACUACCGGGGUAGUAGUUUUGGCUGGUGCUUUGCUUGAACAAGCUGAACAGCUAUUGGACCGAGGCAUCCAUCCAAUUCGCAUCGCCGAUGGUUACGAGUUAGCAUCUCAAAUUGCCAGUUCUAGACUAGACGCCAUUGCAGAAAGCUUUGAAGUAAAUAAGGAUAACAUAGAACCACUUGUAAAAGUAGCCAUGACAACAUUAGGUUCCAAAAUCAUCAAUAGAUGUCACAAACAAAUGGCAGAGAUUGCUGUCAAAGCCAUCAUGUCUGUUGCAGACUUUGAAAGGAAAGAUGUCGACUUUGAGCUAAUCAAAGUGGACGGUAAAGUUGGAGGCAAACUAGAAGACACGAUGUUGGUAAAAGGAGUUGUAGUGGACAAAGAUUUCAGUCACCCACAGAUGCCAAAGGAAAUCAAAGAUGCAAAGAUGGCCAUCUUGACAUGUCCUUUUGAACCCCCAAAACCAAAGACCACGCACAAGCUUGACGUUAAAUCUGUUGAAGAUUACAAGAAACUCCAAGCCUAUGAGAAAGAGAAAUUUGCAGAGAUGAUCAAACAGAUAAAGGAUACCGGAGCGAACCUGGCAAUUUGCCAAUGGGGCUUCGAUGAUGAAGCUAAUCAUUUGCUACUACAGAAUGAACUGCCGGCCGUUAGAUGGGUUGGUGGUCCAGAAAUUGAGUUAAUUGCUAUUGCGACUGGUGGACGAAUUGUGCCCAGAUUUCAAGAACUGACGGCGGAGAAGCUAGGCACAGCUGGUGUUGUAAGAGAGAUGUCUUUUGGUACAACUAAGGAUCACAUGCUGGUUAUAGAAGAUUGUCCCAAUACAAAAGCAGUCACCAUUUUCAUCAGAGGAGGGAAUAGAAUGAUUAUAGAAGAAGCAAAGAGAGCGUUACAUGAUGCUCUUUGUGUCACACGUAACCUGGUCCGUAGCAAUCAUAUAGUGUAUGGUGGCGGAGCAGCAGAAAUUGCCUGCGCAUUGGCAGUAAGUGAAAGAGCCGACAAGAUAUCAAGCAUAGAGCAGUAUGCGAUGCGGUCAUUUGCAGAUGCUCUAGAGAGCAUACCAAUGGCGCUGGCUGAAAAUAGCGGCCUUCAUCCAAUACGUACGCUGGCCGAGGUGAAGUCUAAGCAGCUGAAGGAGAAUAACCCACGCCUAGGAAUUGAUUGUCUCAACUCUGGUACAAACGAUAUGAAAGAGCAGCAUGUUUUGGAGACGCUGAUUGGUAAAAAGCAACAGAUUCAACUCGCAACACAAUUGGUCAGAAUGAUACUCAAGAUCGAUGACAUCAGGUCUCCGGCAGAACAGUAUUAACUUAAAACAUAAGAAUAUGUACCUAGAAGCAGAUGCUGCAUAUGUGCUUGGUUUAAAGGGUUUGCUGGUAGCUCUUUGUAGAAAGGUGUUGUUUUGACGCAGAUUGUACUCCCUUCCUUUGGUACCAUUGCGCACUUGUAAAUGUCAUGGUCCACCUCUUGCUACUAUAGUUUACAAUGUGAAUGAGUAUUUCAUUAUGAGCAGGGGUAAUGUCGUGUACUGAAGUUAUUGUGACUUGAUAAGUGUUCUGAAGCUAUAAAAUUAUCAAACUUUUGAUAUGCAGUAAACGUUGCAGAUGACUAAUAAGAAUCAUCAUGAUUGAUGUUGUAUUUUGUUGUCGUAAAUAUGUUGCUAGGCAGGUUGCCAAUGCAAGAAAGAAAAAAGUAUUCUGCAUGUAAGGAGUUGGUAAAGUAGGGGCGCUUCAAUUUUUUUUUUUUACAAGUUAUAGGUCAGUAAAAACCACAAGCAUCUGCUUCAGUUUUACUGGAAUAUUAAAAUCAUAAAGCAUCCAUUAAUUUCUCAUACAUGUAUCCUAACAAGCAUGUUGAUAAUGUAGUAGGAGAGAGAUCUAAGAAAGAGGACAAAUGCUCCUUAAAUUUCCAAUGAAGUAGAGUGUAAUUUACUUCAUGUUAAAGGACAUUCAAUUGAACUCACUGUUAUUGUAUCUCAUGAAUGCAUUGCUGACAGCUAUGGUAGACAUGUGCAAUGAAUAAACUAAACCAGUUCACUAAA